Mesorhabditis spiculigera is the source of this 270-nucleotide messenger RNA. NCBI's taxonomy places the organism in Eukaryota, Metazoa, Nematoda, Chromadorea, Rhabditida, Rhabditidae. The record is from the annotation of a GenBank genome assembly.
AUGUUGUGGCUGUGCUUCAAAGUGCUGGUUCACCUUUUACGCCGUCAUAUGGGCGUUGCUCUGCUUGCUCCAGAAGUCAUAUUUGUCCUGCUAAAAGAACCAGGUGCUUACGUAUGGAUUGCCAACGGUCUCCUCGCAACCUUUGCCGUCCUUACAAUUCGUGCCAAAAAACCAAGCUACAUGCAAGCGUUUAUGAUCGUUUUCGCUGCCAUCCAAAUCCUCGGCUUUAUUUCCAGUUGGAUCUUUUGGAAACAGAUGCAAUGGAUAAAC